AUGCCUCGUUCUUAUUCUCGUUCACAAUCUCAUUCUCGUUCAAAUUCACCAAAUAUAUCAUCUUAUCGUCGUUCACGUUCACCAGCACGUAAUUCUAAUGAUCAAGAAGAUGAUGAAGGAAAUAAUUGUCGUAUACAUGUUGCUGAUUUAUCAUCAAAUUGUACCAAACGUCAAAUUGAAAAAGCAUUUGAAAAAUGGCCUAUAGUUGAAGUUUGGCAUGCACAAGCUUCAUGUUUUGCAUUUGUUGUUUUACGUAAUCAUGAAGAUGUUCAACAAGCUAUUAAUGGUUUAGAUGGACGAUUUAUUGGUGAUGCACGCGUUCGUGUCACUUUAGCUCGACCACGUAUUCGUGCAAGUGGCGGCGGUAGUGGUCGAAGAUAUUUUGAUCCGAAUAAGCGAUGUUAUCAAUGUGGUGGCCGAGGUCAUUUCAGUCGUGAUUGUGGUAGUGAACAACGAAACAAAAAAAGAUCUGGCAAUGGAUAUCGAUCUCGUUCACGUGAACGUCGACGUGAACGAUCCUAUUCUAAAUCUCGUUCUCGAUCACCUCGUCCACGUGUUAUUCGAGAAUAUCGUCGUUAUAGUCCUCGUCGAUCACCACCAUCUCGAUCAAAUUAUAAAUCACGUGAUAACGGUUCUGAUCAAAAUGAUGCUUAUCAAUCGAUUUUAGUUACUAAUUAA
Molecule: messenger RNA, 678 nt
Organism: Adineta steineri
Lineage: Eukaryota; Metazoa; Rotifera; Eurotatoria; Adinetida; Adinetidae
Source: the annotation of a GenBank genome assembly